UUCGUUCAAGACUUUUCCGUCAUCGCGCCAUCUUCAUUCUCCACCACCAAACAGUUUCUCUCACUCUCACUUACCCAGUACACUCUCUCGAUCUCUGAAGCCAUUCAUCGAACACGUAGUUCCCAAUUCUCUGUCAGUCUUCUGACAGUGAAGUUUCCAUGGCCGCCUUCUCAAACCUCUCCACAAGCGCCCUGUUUCUUACUUCACACAACCAUCACCACCACCGCUGUACUCCUCUAAGCUUCAGUAUCGUCACCCACCCAAUCCCCACCUCGUUCAGCUUCCGCACCCGCCAUCCCAGUGACCUCGCUUCCAAAUGCAAUAGAAUUCCUGCGAAAGUAGUUUUCGCCGCUGGAUCUGGAGGCGGCGAUGCUGGCUCUGGGGGUGGUGGUGGUGGUGGAGGUGGAGGUGGAGGUGGAGGCGAUGGUGAUGAUGCAGGGUCCCAGAACCGGACUGAGGCAAUUCUCGUGUUGGCAGAGGAGGGGAGAUCAUUGGAGAGCUUGCCGAAGGACUUGGCAGCAGCAAUUGAGGCGGGGAGGGUACCUGGAUCGAUUGUCCGUCGAUACUUCGAGCUGGAAAAAUCGGCGGUCUUCCGGUGGUUGCUUCAGUUUGGUGGGUUUAAGGAACGGUUACUGGCGGAUGAUCUGUUCUUGACUAAGGUUUACAUUGAGUGCGGUGUUGGAAUCUUCACCAAGACUGCUGCAGAGCUGGAACGACGCAGAGAGAAUUUUUCAAAGGAGCUGGAUUUUGUCUUUGCUGAUGUGGUAAUGGCCAUAAUAGCAGAUUUUAUGCUUGUAUGGCUUCCUGCUCCUACUGUUUCUCUUCGACAACCUCUUGCAAUCAGUGCAGGACCUAUUGCUAAGUUCUUCUACAACUGUCCUGAUAAUGCUUUCCAGGUUGCCUUGACUGGAACAUCUUAUACACUUUUACAAAGAAUAGGUGCUAUUGUGCGUAAUGGGGUUAAGCUAUUUGCAGUUGGGACAUGUGCAUCUCUGAUUGGUACAGGUAUAACAAACGCAUUGAUUAAUGUCCGGAAGGCUUUUGAUAAAUCUUUUGCUGGCGAAGCAGAGGAUGUGCCUAUACUGUCGACCAGUGUUGCAUACGGUGUCUAUAUGGCAGUCUCUAGUAACCUGAGGUACCAAGUACUGGCAGGAGUUAUCGAACAACGGAUCCUAGAGCCUUUGCUUCACCAACACAAGCUUAUACUGAGUGCUAUCUGUUUUGCUGUUCGAACCGGCAACACUUUCCUGGGAUCAUUGAUGUGGGUGGAUUAUGCACGCUGGACUGGAAUCCAAAAGAUAAGGGAGUGAACGAUUGUAGAUCCGUCAAAAAGAUAGUUGUGUAGAUAUUUAAAAAAAAAUAAAAAAAUAAAGCAAAAGAGUCUUAGGGAAAACUUUGUAAAUGAUUUAUUCUAGUGAAUACUGUCGUAAAGUAUUUUAGUAUGGAGUAAUUUAGAGUAUUUUCAGUUGUUUGCUUAUGAAUAUUUUCCUUUUUUU
Messenger RNA from Tripterygium wilfordii, 1496 nucleotides. RefSeq names its product protein RETICULATA-RELATED 4, chloroplastic-like. The coding region runs from base 159 to 1310 and encodes 383 amino acids. The transcript has 9 exons. Lineage: Eukaryota; Viridiplantae; Streptophyta; Magnoliopsida; Celastrales; Celastraceae. The record is from RefSeq and is a predicted model, not a curated record.